Molecule: messenger RNA, 4791 nt
Organism: Aspergillus oryzae RIB40
Lineage: Eukaryota; Fungi; Ascomycota; Eurotiomycetes; Eurotiales; Aspergillaceae
Gene: cpcC
Product: putative protein kinase (Gcn2)
Exons: 4
Coding region: 1-4791 (1596 amino acids)
Biological process (GO): DNA damage checkpoint signaling; regulation of translational initiation by eIF2 alpha phosphorylation
Molecular function (GO): eukaryotic translation initiation factor 2alpha kinase activity; protein binding; ATP binding
Source: RefSeq, a predicted model, not a curated record
AUGCCUCACAAGCAGAAGAAAACUUCCAGCAAUGCCCACAAGAACGGCUCUCCCCGGGCGGAGAAGAAACGUCAAUUCCCCCCGGAUGCCCCUUCGCUCGCCCUGCCGGUAGUGGCCCCGACCAAUUACGAAGAAAUUCACCGGAAUGAGAUUGAAGCGCUCCGCUCAAUCUACGGUGACGAUUUUGAAGAAGUUGAACAUAAGCGAUCUGCCUGGCAGCAAUCGUCAGAUGUGGUGUUCAAACUCCACUUGCGCGCUUCGUCUAAUCCGGAGGUCCGUCUUGAUUUGCUAGUUGAACUGCCGACUACCUAUCCCAAAACCUAUCCGAACCUUUUCCUGGAGAACUUGGAUGAUCUCCGACAGGGGGCUCGAUCGAGGAUUGAUGACAUCAUACGGACCAAACCGAAAUCCCUCGUGGGAUCUGAGAUGAUCUACGAGAUUGCCGUUUCUAUACAAGAUGUUUUAGAGGAUGUGGCAGAAGCUAAAGCUCAAAAUAAAGACCUGCCCAGCCUAGAGGAGGAGCGCAUGGAACAGGAAGCUGCCGCCAAUCAGCGCGCUGAACUAGAACGGCAAGAAGAGCUUCAGAAACAAGAGGCCGCCACUGCGGAAGAGGAACGAGCACUGCAACAGCUAUUGGAGGAUAAAAUUAGAGAGAGAACGAAAGCCCGACUAUUACGACGCAAGAGUCGAACCUCUGGCAUAGACACAGGCAGCGACAUUGACGCUGGGGAGAAUAUCCCAGGUGCAAUCUCCUUCGACCCGCCCCUCGUUAUGGCCGACAGCGACGAAGGGCCAUUGGUUUUCCGCGCGGUCUAUGGGAAGACGCUUCUCAAGAGUGCCCAGGGAAAAAAUACGUAUGCCGUGAGACCAGUGGUCACUGAGAAUAGGUGCCAUGCUCCUCUCCUGAUUUUAAAGGAAUAUUCGAUCGAUGAAACGCAGCUAUCUCCACUUGCUUUCAGAGAGAAAAUGCGUAGCAGCGAGGAUAAAUUGGAAGCUUUAAAACGGCUACGACAUCCAAAUCUACUAGAUUUUGUUGGGUUUAAGAUUUACCGGCCCCUCGAACCUGCCAGUCCUCAGGACAACGCUUGGAGAGUUUAUCUUCUUCUCGAGCAUGCAAACAAGGGGUCGCUGUCCGAGUUCCUGGAUAUCGUGGGGUCUGUACCCGUGGAAACUCUGCGAAGCUGGACGAUCCAACUUCUUGAAGCGCUCGAGUUCUAUCACCGGAGCGGUUUUGUCCACGGGGAUAUCCAUUGCGGGCGCAUCAUGAUAUUGAGAAACCAGACCGGUGGCACUAUUGUGAAACUGCAAGCGAGCAUUGAAAAUGCCCUCCCUGAUUCUGCCGACAGCAGACAAUCAUUGGAAGCUUCCAAAUCACCACUUUGGCUGCCUCCCGAGUCGACACAAGGGAAUACCUCGCCGACCAUGAAGACAGAUGUGUGGGACUUGGGUAUAGUGUUUCUCCAGAUGGGAUUCGGUAAGGAUGUACUACAGCGUUACACUUCAGCGAACGCAUUGAUGGGAACGCUAGGCUUGUCUGCUCCACUGCAAGAUUUACUUAACGAAUUCUUCAGAACGGAUCCAAAAAAGAGACCGACAGCCUUCCAGCUCCAGCCAUCUGAGUUCUUCCGUGUUGACGCACCUUUGGUGUCUCACUCAAGCACCUCAAACUCCAUAUCACUGCCGAGACGUCCUCGCUUCGAUUCGUUUGGAGGCUUGCCGGCAUUUUCACGGUAUUACCAAGACUUUGAUGAGGCAGGUCGCUUGGGUAAAGGCGGUUUCGGUAUGGUGGUCAAAGCGAGAAAUAAACUUGAUGGCCGUCUGUAUGCAGUCAAGAAAAUUACUCAAAGAUCCGCCGCUGCGCUUAAGGACACACUGUCUGAGAUUAUGCUACUAUCACGUCUGAAUCAUCCCUACGUAGUGCGUUAUUACACUGCAUGGAUUGAAGAGGAUUACGACUUUGUAGAUGAGGAAGCUGUGUCAUCCACAGAGGGUGAUCCUUUCGCUAGCCAAGGCUCCGAAGGCUCUCAAGACUCGCAAGGAUACGGGUACAGCACAGGCGGGCUAGAUUUUAUCAGCUCCAGUGGGUAUCCCAAGAUUGAGUUUGGCUCGGAUAGCGAGGAAGAAAAUGAUGGGACGCUAUCCAGCCGUGAUAAUGGACAAACACCCGAAACUUAUGGUACUGGAAGUGAAACCGGCAAGGAACUCAGCCGAGUGAGAUCUGGCUCGCAAGGCAGGCCUGUUUCCACUACGCUGUAUAUUCAGAUGGAGUAUUGCGAGAAGCACACUCUUCGUGACUUGAUCAAGAAUGGUCUAUACGAUGAUGUCGACAGAACGUGGCGUUUGUUUCGCCAAAUCCUCGACGGACUGAGCCACAUCCAUGGUCAUGGUAUUAUUCACCGGGAUCUCAAGCCCGACAACAUUUUCAUCGAUGUUGCCAAUAAUCCACGCAUCGGAGACUUCGGUCUUGCCACAAGUGGCCAAUUCACGACAGCAGUGCGCUCUUCGACGGCUGCAGAUUUUGAAGGAGACUUCACUCGCAGCUUGGGCACGACAUACUAUGUCGCACCAGAAAUGAAGUCCGGUUUUACAGGGAACUAUAAUGACAAAGUUGAUAUGUACUCUUUGGGGGUCAUUUUCUUUGAAAUGUGUUACCCCCUUGGGACCGGUAUGGAACGUGACCAGACACUGCGCGCUAUCAGGGAGAAGGAGCAUACUCUGCCACCUAUUUUCCGGUACUCCGAAAAGGCACUCCAGGGAAAGAUCAUCGAGUCGCUAUUGAGCCACAACCCCAGCGAACGACCCUCAGCUUCAGAGCUUCUCCACAGUGGUCAGAUUCCUCUUCAGGUCGAAGAGGAAACCUUUAGACGGGCGAUCAUGCACUUGCUGUCUGAUCCUAGUUCGCCUGAUUACAAGAAGAUCUUGUCGGCUAUUUUCUCACAGUCUCCUAAGAAGUUCGAAGACAUCGCUUGGGACAUGGAUUCCCGCGGGACACCGGCGGCCAAUGAGCUGCUGGUUCAAGGGUUGGUCAAGGAACGUUUAACCUCGAUAUUUCGCAGGCAUGGGUCUGUGGAAACCACAAGGCAGAUGCUGUUUCCAAGGUCUCAGCAUUAUAACAACGGAGCUGUUCGACUUCUUGACUCCACUGGUAACGUGCUUCAGUUGCCUUUCGAUCUAACUCUACCAAACGCGCGUGCCAUUCCGCGACAAGAUCCUUCCCUUGAGAAAACAUUCGCGUUUGGUACUGUCUACAGAGAGACGUCUCAUGGUGGUGAGCCUCGGACUCAUAAAGAGGUGGACUUCGAUAUCGUUUCACACAAUACGUUGGAUCUGGCUUUGAAGGAAGCGGAAGUCAUUAAGGUUCUUGAUGAGAUUAUUGAAGAAUUCCCGCCUUUGAGGUCGGCUUCUAUGUGUUUCCUUGUAAACCACUCGGAUCUACUUCAACUUGUUCUGGAAUUUUGCCGUAUCACUCCUUCUCAGAUUCCGCUGGUCAAGGAGGUCAUCAGCAAACUCAACGUGGGAAAGUGGACCAUGCAGAAAAUCAGAAGUGAACUUCGGUCGCCGGCAAUCGGUGUUGCCUCCACCUCCUUGGAUGAGCUUGCAAGGUUUGAUUUUCGUGACUCCCCGAAGCAGAUGCAGAAGCGUCUCCGAGACAUCAUGGAGGGCACCGAAUUCGCCGAACGCCUGACUCCCAUCUUCGUUCGAAUAAAUUGGCUGAUGGGGUAUCUUAAAAGCUUCGACGUAAAACGAAAGGUUUACGUGAACCCUCUCGGGAGUUUGAACGACAAGUUCUUUCGAGGUAGCAUUUUGUUCCAGUGCGUGUUUGACAACAAGCGACGUGAUGUCUUCGCUGCUGGUGGUCGGUAUGACUCCUUAGUCCAAGAGUUUCGCCCAAAGGUCUUAGCAAGCCGACCUCAAACUCAUGCUGUGGGCUUCAAUUUGAGCUGGGAUCGACUCAGCUCUGCUAUGCUCGAGUAUAUCAAAGGCUCAUCCAAAAGCCAUCUCAAGCACCAUGAAGUUGAGCCCGCUGCUUUUUGGAAGACCAGGAGAUGUGAUGUCCUCGUUGCGAGCUUUGACUCAAAGAUUCUGCGUAAGAAAGGCAUUGAAGUUGUUCAAGAUCUAUGGGCCAAUGACAUUAGUGCUGAGCUAGCCGUUGAUGCCUCGUCUCUUGAGGAACUUCUCACCAAGUACAAAGAUCACAAUCAUAGUUGGAUCGUCAUUGUGAAGCAAGAUAGCCAGGAACGAGGCUUUAAGGUCCGGUGUCUGGUUCCUAAGGAGGAGUUCGAUUUGAGGAGCUCUGAGCUAAUACCAUGGCUUCGAAAUGAAAUCCGCGCUCGCAACCAACGUGAGGGCGCAGUCGACUUUCGCCAAUCUCGAUUGCCUAGUCAACCAGAUCCUGGUAUUGACGGGGAAAGGUCGAGCGAUGUGCGCAUCCUAGUUCCUCAACAUAGGAGCAAGAAGACUAAUAGGAGAAAUAUUGUUGAGAAUGCUCUUUUCCGCUCUCGCGAAGUAAUCGAGGAUGCGUUGAAUGGGCCUAUUGCCGCCAUUGAUACGCGCGAUGAUUUACUCGAGGCAAUCAGAGAUACUCGGCUAUCAGACCCCGAGAGCUGGCGCACAGUCAUUCAGAGUGCACCCUUGACUGAGAGGAAGUACCUCAGUCAAGUCCAUGAGCUCCUCGUUGACCUGGCUCACGAGAACCAUGUCAACGACGGUGCGGACAACUUCAGCAACGCUUUUAUAUACAAUUAUCGUACAGGUUCAUGUGUUUAUUAUGAUCUAGGACGCGGCAAGUAA